CAACAGCCAUACGCCAUCCCAAAAUAAAAAAAAAUAAAAAAAUGGACACGAAGGCUUCUUGAUGCGCGAUGCGACGUGAGGUCCGAAAGCGGCAAGAAUCUCCCUUGGCUCUAUCUUCUGCCUCCCCGAUGUUGCAAUGCAGCUAGCCUUGCGGCCCUCCCGUGAGAUGCCUUGCAGCAGGGCCAUGACAAAAGCUCCAAACUUUGCCUCCGCAUCUCCUGCCCCCCCCCCCCCCCUCAGGGUGCUGACCUGCCCGGGUGGGGGGGAGGGAGCCAAUCGUCCAGCCUAUCAGAACAGUUGCGAAAGUUGUACCGACGAUGCCUUCCUCAUCUUUCUCUCGAGCACAGUCUAGACUGACAAUCCGGCGGACGUUCCCGAAAUCCCACGUUAUGGCCAAGGAGGGCUUGAGGUACACGGCUGAAUAUCGUGAUCCUUGUUUUCGGCAUAUUGUUCGAGUCAGCAUCUUGCAAGGUCGGGCUAUUGUGUGUCCUCUACUCAUCUCAGGGAUUAUAGAGCAGGGCAUGAGUCGGCCGAGUUGCCAGAUGAUCACUCGGAAGGUUCCAUGAUGAGUGGUAACAAUUAAAGUUCUCGGCCGAUGAGCAUCACCCUCGCCACCAGAGGAUCUCCCCCAGGAAUCGAACCCCAUCAACGACCAGAUCACUUCUCAAAAGACCAGAAUGGCUGAAGUAGCCGCGUCUGUGAAUCUGAGCGAGAAACGUC
Molecule: messenger RNA, 720 nt
Organism: Cryphonectria parasitica EP155
Lineage: Eukaryota; Fungi; Ascomycota; Sordariomycetes; Diaporthales; Cryphonectriaceae
Exons: 2
Coding region: 318-566 (82 amino acids)
Source: RefSeq, a predicted model, not a curated record